Messenger RNA from Vicugna pacos (alpaca), 4708 nucleotides. It is a transcript of the gene UBE2H, whose product is annotated as ubiquitin conjugating enzyme E2 H. NCBI's taxonomy places the organism in Eukaryota, Metazoa, Chordata, Mammalia, Artiodactyla, Camelidae. The record is from RefSeq and is a predicted model, not a curated record.
GUCCGGGCAAGAGGCGGAUGGACACGGACGUGGUCAAGCUCAUUGAGAGUAAGCAUGAGGUUACGAUCCUGGGAGGACUCAAUGAAUUUGUAGUGAAAUUUUAUGGACCACAAGGAACACCAUAUGAAGGUGGAGUUUGGAAAGUUAGAGUGGAUCUUCCUGAUAAAUACCCUUUCAAAUCUCCAUCUAUAGGAUUCAUGAAUAAAAUUUUCCAUCCCAACAUUGAUGAAGCGUCAGGAACUGUGUGUCUAGAUGUAAUUAAUCAAACUUGGACAGCUCUCUAUGAUCUUACCAAUAUAUUUGAGUCCUUCCUGCCCCAGUUGUUGGCCUAUCCCAACCCCAUAGAUCCUCUCAAUGGUGACGCUGCAGCUAUGUACCUCCAUCGACCAGAAGAAUACAAGCAGAAAAUUAAAGAGUACAUCCAGAAAUAUGCAACGGAGGAGGCACUAAAAGAGCAGGAAGAGGGCACCGGUGACAGCUCGUCGGAGAGUUCUAUGUCUGACUUUUCGGAAGAUGAGGCCCAGGAUAUGGAGUUGUAGUAGAAAAAGCACCUGCUUUUCAGAAAGACUAUUAUUUCCUAACCAUGAGAAGCAGACUAUAAUAUUCAUAUUUAAACAAAGCAAUUUUUUUAUUACUAAACAAGGUUUUUAUGAAUAAUAGCAUUGAUAUAUAUAUAUUAUAUAUCACCCUUUAGAUCUUGAUUUCUUGGUCAUUUCUCAACCUGAGGUGCAUAGCAUAUUCCCACAUUCCAUUUUGGUAGCAAUAUGCGGUCUGGAUGCAUGCAUUCAUAAGUCCAUUUGGCCAAGUCAGCCUGUGUGCUACUGAACUGUCAAAAGAAAUAGCCGCUCUGAUAGAUAGACAUGAGUAAAAAUAACAGGAAAAAGUUGCUUCUUUUAUUGAUGGUUCCAAAGAAACAUACCAAACCAACCAGCUCUUGGACGUGAAGAUAGAAUAGUGCUUUUUCAAAAUGGAAAGGAAAAAACUGGGGAGGAAAAGGCCUGCUGUGGGAGCAUUUAGAGCCAGCCACAUCAGAACUGGAGCUGCUCCUUCCUGUGUGCAUCCUAGGUGGCCCCAUUUCUGUGGAGUAACAAUAUAAAACAGGGAGCUAAUUGGAGGAUUGAAACUGAAAACAACUUUUUGACUUGGAUUUUAAGUACAUUUUUAUAUGUAGAUUCCUGCCCUUCUCACUACCCGGCCCUGCAACCACAAGUGUUUUGCUUUGGAGAACCUUUUGGAAGUGUUUUCUGAACCUGAUUCUUUUUCUUGGGGGUAGAACUUGUAAUCCAGACCUUUUUUGAGAGGACAGGACAGAAGGAGAAAAGUGACUGGGAAGAUGUUUCCUUUCAUCCAACACGUGCAGAGUCACAUCCUCACCCUUUGCUGGCCACUUUGAGACUGCCACCCUGGACUGAGAGCUUUACAUUUGAAGGAGGUUGUGGGGUUUUUGUUUCAGUUGUUUGGGGGGUUUUUUGUUUGUUUUUUUGGUGUGUGUGUGAAUUGUGCUUAGACAGGUUGCAAAUUUAAUCCUCACUUACCAAGAGAUGGCCUCCUCCUUGGACAGCUGCUCAGUGGACCAUUAGACUUGGGAAGAAGACCCUUCUGGUGGCCGUGACUCCUAGGCACUCUUUCACGUUUUGAUUUUGUUUUCCCUUCUGCUGCUGCUCUUGGCAGCAGCCUGGUCAUCAUCUGCUUGUGGGAGUGGGAAAUGGGUAUUUCAGACCCAACACACAUUCUAAAUUUAAAAUGAGUAAUAAUUGGAAUAAAUAAAGGUUCUUGUACCCAAAGUGACUCUACAUGAGAAAAACAAACACAGCUUUUUUUUCAGAGUGAGACUGAAUAAGAGGAAAGGAUUCAGAAAUAGGAUGUAGUAGAACAGGUUUUGAAGGAAGAAAAUUUUCUCUCCUGUAUAUGUCAAGAGGAAAUAAGACAGUUUAAAUGCCUGCUAAUCAGAUGUUUACUCAGCUAACCAUAUGUCCAGGUUGCUGGCAGAGUUUCUCCCAGAUCCAAGUGUUGCCUGCUGAAUUUGGAGAACUUCAGACAGUAGCUGUGUAUUCUUUUUUGCCACAACCAGUAGGACAAUAGCAGAAUUAGCCAAUCCUAAAAUCUUCUAAAGAUGAUUUUGAAUGUCCCACUGGGAUAAUUUUUCUUUCUGAUGUGUGUUUUUUAGUUUAGAAGUGCUAUAUUCCACAAGAUUUGAGUCAGUAAGGUUGGAAGAUAUCCUAUCUUUUUUAUUCAAAAAGCACAAUCAAUCUUUUCUUUGAAAAUCUAUAUAAAAUACAACUUGCUUUUAGCAUGAUUAUUUUCCUAAAUAAAAAGCAAAGAAUUUACUUAUUUUAUGUUAAUUACGGGCAUGAAGCAAAAGGUUUUCUUUUUAAAAAAAAUUAAAAGUGAGUUAUGUAGGGCUGUGGUUAGUUAACUGUACUGAGGUAUCUAUCUAGCAUUUGUGGCUUGUUGGAAGGGUAGUAUUAACUAUUUAACAUGUAAUGGUGUACUUUAACUCUUAUCUAGCACGUUGUCUUCUCAUUACUUGGGGGAGGGAGGGUCUGUCUCUGCUGGCACUGUCUAACUUGCUUCCCUGCUGAAUUAGCAGUUUGCUUGUGCUAUAACCGUUAUUUGUAGGUGCGACUUAGGGUAGGCUUAAAGUGCUGGGUGGUGAUUUGAGUUCAAACAAUAAAAAAUUGUAUUUUUUCAAUAUUGUAUAAACAAUAGUGUUCUAAUUACCUUUCAAAAAUAAUGUCCAUAUAAUAAUUGCCUUUAAUCUUGUCAAAAAAAAAAAACUAGUAGAACCAAGUUUAGGAAAGGUAUGUGAGCAGUGCCACAGCUCUGCUCCCCGACUAAAUCCAUGUUUCUCUAACCUAAAUACAUCAGCUUGCCUGCAAUCAAGAGCUCCAGCACUAGGAGUCUGGUGGUACAGAAUUUCCAAAUGAAGAUUUGUUGGGGGAGGUUGCAGGGGUUAAGAAGCAGACCUGAGCAUGGCUGCAGUGUGUGUGCACGUGUGUGUGUGUCCAUUCCAAGUCUGUGUGAUGAAGGCAGAAUUAGGCUUCUAUGUUAGCACUGGAAGCUAACGAAUUGCUACCCAAAUCACGCUGUACCCUCUCGUCCUGUGCAGGUCUGUCCUUUCUGGGCACUAACCUUGGUCCAAUGCAUGUUUUUGGCUCUGUGUGGAGCUCUUCCUCUCCACUGGGAAAUUGACUUUUGGUGAGUUGAACGGAAUCCCUUCUCACAGUAACUUUUUAUCCCUUCUCUGUGCCUAGGAGAGGUAGGAGUAGAAAGGAAGCUGGAAGAAGGCCUGGCUGUGACUGUGAGGACAUUGGGCCCCCAAUAAUAGACGGUAGAGUGAGUCUGGAGCAGGGAAUGGUAUGACAUCAAAAGCCUUUCUAGGCUGUCCCAUCAUAACACUCAGAAGAAGCGUCCAGAGCCCCUCAGAAAGGCUGAACAUUACUGCUCUUAAAGGUGGUGGUGGUGGGUCAGAGCUGCUUCUGGCAGUUUCCUUUCCCUUCCUUUCUUUAGUAGCCAUCGUUGUUGACAUCCUACCUUGUGGUUUAUCAGCGCAAGCCAUUCUUUGCCCUGUUCAAAGAACUAAGCUCAAGCUCUCGCCGAACAUCAACAAGCAGGAAGGCUGCACCACAGCAGCGUGGGAUCGCUGCCCUCCAGCAGCCCCGCACCGGGGCCUCGUGGGUUGUUUCACAGCAGCCAACCUAGACACUGGCAUUUUUGCUUUUCUGUCUUCAGUCACAUCGCCCUCCUUGAGGUUACUGUGCAGUUUCAACCAGCAUUUUAUACUAGUGAGAUAACUGUCAAAAGUUGCCAUAUCUCUCUCCAAUACCUAAUAUUUUUCUUCCACUUCAAAAGCUGUUCUGAUUGCCAACUGGCUGAUCUAAGCUCCAGAAGAGUGUCUCCCCUCGAAGGAAUUUUUUCCCUCAAAAGACUCCCUGAAGCCCUAACUGGCCUUGGCCUGGCACUUGCUUUUUAUUAGGCCUCCUAUUGGGAUGACUGAGAAUCAUGAAAGACAGAUCCUCUGCUGGCCUCCAUGGUGAAGUUGUUAGACAACCAAGUUUCCAGGAACUAGUGUUUGAUUUUAAAUGGCAUGUGACCCUCUAUGUUCUAGGGAAUCAAUUAGGAAAUUUGAAAGCCACUAACAAAAGUUAGUAAGAAUUUUAUUCAUCUCAUCAACUUCCUAACUGGGUUCAUGGCCUUGUUGACUGAAAACAAGUCAUUUCUGAUUGGGUGCAAAGACCUGCAUUUCUUUGGACUUCUGAAUCCAUGUUCAUAUUUUCUCUGGCCAGUGAAGAUCUUGGCGAUUCCAUUAGGGCCUGGAAUGGAGUGGAGGCCCCUUGGGGAAGGGGAGUUAGCCCUCAGGUGUGCAGGCUCUCCACUCACCUGAGGAAGGGCCAGGACUCAAUUCAGCAAAUACUUGUCUUGGCUGUGGGCUUGGGAAGAAAUGGCCAUUAUUUACUGAUUGUAUUUGGUACAUAUUGUGUGAUACUUGAAGAGAUAAAAGGGACUUACCAGCCCUUAAUUGAAAUCUAAGCUUUUUAUCACAUUUUUUCCUUGCCCGCCCUCCUCCCUUCCACCUUUUUCCUUGCAUUGUGAUGAUAUAGUGGGCACUUCUGUCAACAGGACAAAUGCCUCCUCUGACUAUAACCUCUUAAUAGUUGUGUAUAAUGAAAACUGUAAACUUUUUUAAAUAAAAUGUGUAUAUACCUUG